GCCGCGGCCUCCGGUGACAUUUUCUCUGGCGUCGGGGGCGAGGAGCGACGGCGGCGGAGACUCGGCUGCUCCCGGCCGCCCAUGCCCCAGCUGCUCCCCCGCGAGGGGGAGGCCAGGAGGGGCCCGCGGUGUGCAGGUUGCUGUGUUGCUGAAAUCCGUAUCUAGUUCACCCAGUCUACGAGACGAGGUGCUCCAUGCUCUGAGCCCUGCAGGAGCCUGGCAUUCUGAAAUGAAGAUGGAGGCGGUGGGAAAAGCAGAAGAACUCGUUGAUUCAGAAGUUCCACCAAAGACUUCUGAAAAGCAAGAGACAGUUCCUGAUGAAGAUGGACCUAUAGAACUGGAGACACAAACUCAGAAAGAUAAUGUGCCCGCUGUAGCAGACUCUACAGUGCUCUCCUCGAUGCCUUGCUUACUGAUGGAACUGAGGCGAGACUCCUCGGAGUCUCAGCUGGCAUCUACAGAAAGCGAUAAGCCAACGGGUGGUCGAGUUUAUGAGAGUGACUCUUCUAAUCAUUGCAUGCUUUCCCCUUCUUCCAGCGGGCAUUUGGCUGACUCAGAUACGUUGUCUUCCACAGAAGAGAAUGAGCCCUGUCAAGCUGAAGCUGCUGUAGAGGGAGACCCUUCUGGGGUGUCCGGGGCUGCAGUGGGGAGGAAAUCCAGGCGAUCCAGAUCCGAAAGUGAAACUUCAACAAUGGCUGCCAAGAAAAACCGACAGUCUAGUGAUAAGCAGAAUGGCCGAGUUACCAAAGUAAAAGGUCAUCGAAGCCAAAAGCACAAAGAAAGAAUCCGGCUGUUAAGGCAGAAACGGGAAGCGGCUGCUCGCAAGAAGUACAACCUGCUGCAGGACAGCAGUACCAGUGAUAGUGACCUGACGUGUGACUCAAGCACAAGUUCAUCAGAUGAUGAGGAAGAGGUUUCAGGGAGCAGCAAGACAAUCACUGCAGAGAUACCAGAUGGACCUCCAGUUGUAGCUCAUUAUGAUAUAUCAGACACAAAUUCAGAUCCAGAGGUGGUAAACGUGGACAAUCUGUUGGCGGCUGCAGUAGUUCAAGAGCACAAUAAUUCUUUAGGAAAUCAAGAUCCGGGAUCUACCUGGAGGAACAGAGGACUGCUAGAUGAGCUGAGUGCUGAUACAGGUCAUUUGGAUCCAGGAUUUCUUGCAAGUGACAAAACCUCUUCUGGUAAUGCACAGAUCAAUGAAGAAAUUAAUAUUGCCUCUUCUGAUAGCGAAGUAGAGAUUGUUGGAGUUCAGGAACAUGCAAGGUGUGUGCAUCCAAGGGGAGGUGUGAUUCAGAGUGUCUCUUCCUGGAAGCAUGGCUCAGGCUCACAGUACGUUAACGCUCAGCAAACGCAAUCAUGGACAGCUGUGACUCCCCAGCAGAAUUGGUCUUCACCCCCAGAAGUAGUAGACCUUACUCUGGAUGAGGAUACCAGACGCAAAUAUCUACUGUAAUGCAGUGUCACUGUGUUUUUGCCCCCAUCCCUUCUCCCCUUUGUGGCACAGAAGUUCAUUGGUAUAGCUUCAGCUUCAGAAGCCCUAGUCCUGGCAUUACAAAAUUCAAACUCAUGAAGAUUUUCAUUUCCAUAAGAAUGUAGUGUAAUUUUAAUAUCACUGUAAACAUUUUUUACCUUCUCCAAGGAGGAUUCUUCCCAGAAUUAAACCCAAAAGCUCCAAAUUUAAAACACAUCUACAGUUAACUAAUUUUUUGUGUGUUAAUCUGAAGAAAUAAUUGUGUAUAAAGUUUUGCUCUCCCACCCUCUCACACCUCCAACUUCAAAACAUUUUUAAUUUAUCAGUAUAUUGGGUUUGUUUGUAGAAGUUAGUGUUUUGCUGUGUGCGCAUCAGCGAUUUUGAGAAAUGCUGUGUCCUCACUGAUUUCAGUGGAGCUGGGGGUAUUCAACGCUUCCGAAAAUUGGGCCGAGAGUAUUUAUACCCAAGCUGAUUUGGUUGUUACCAGCAGGAGGGACUGUCUGUAAUAUAAAAGGCCCAUAAUAUAUGCACUGAACAGCUUUUAAUUAAAGGAUUUUUAUUUUCAAUAUAAUUUAUAGUUCACACUCUUUUCAGUGCUGAAUCUUCUGUCUACCUAACUACUGUGUUACACUGAUCAUUUCACACAGCUUGUUACAGUUUUAUAACAGUAGUGACUUACUAGCAGCUGAUUAUUGUAAAAGCACAAGAAAAUGAGAAGUAAUACAAAGGCCCAGCAUCCCUCUCCCAUUUUAAAUAUACCUGAAUUUUACAUAUAUCUGAAUCUUGCCUGGGGUAGAGGAGGGAGAGAAACAAAACAUGUUGCUCUAAGUCCUCAUUUUUACUAUUUGCUUAUUUGCUUCACUGACCAUCUCAAAAAACUUGUAAAGCCCCCAUCUGGCAAAGCACUUUAGCAGAUGUGUAGCGUUAAGCUCUGGCAGUUCACUGAAACUAUGGGGCAAUUCAGAUGCUUAAAAUUCUGCCCUAAAGGAUGUUGCGGGAUCAGGGCCUAAGUUUGUAAUCUUUUUUUUUUUUUUUUUUUUUUUUUUUUUUUUUUUAAGUAGAUCUGCACCAUUUUUCUGGCCUUAGGUCACGUCUCUUAUCCUACUUUUGGAAUUGCUUUUUAGAUUAUGAUCCAAGAAACACUUUCCACCAGAAUAUUUACUACACUGAAAUCAGUGGAACUACUUACCUGAGUGGCCACAAGUUUCUGUAGUGUAUAUUGAAUUUCCUGGCCCUUAAUCUGUCAUUUUGAGGCUUUCUCAAGGCAAAAACCAAAGAUUAAGAAAAAAUAAUGUUCACUUUAAAUGUCUACUGUGCAAUUAAAAUGUUCCUUUGUAUUCAGAUGUUUUUAACGGAAAUUUUAUACAGCUCUGUCAUCAGAUUUUUGCCAUCUGAGGCUGAACAGGAGGUAAACACGAUAUGAGAAGUCCUGUUUUGCUUUAGUGUUGGCUGGUUUCUAAAUUUAUUUGAUUUCCAAAAUUUUUGUCUGUGAGCAAAAAAAAAAAAAUAAUAAUAAUUUUGUUAUCGCCUAACUUAGGGGAAAAAAGAAAAACCAAUAACAGUGGUGGUAUAGCUAGUAACAAACAGCUUUUUCCCUAAUAAGCAGAAAGGUUAUGCCUGCACUUUAAAGAACAAUUAGUUAAGGGUUUUAUAUUCCAGUUUCAAGCUUUCUAAGACAUUGAACUGUGAUAAGUGUAUUGCAUGACCUGCAAAUGUAUGUGGUGCUUCUCGUGAGCGAUUUCUUUCUUUCCCGGGGUGGCGGGCAGCGGGGCGGAUGGGGUCCGCGCGCCCCGCGCUGCGCCCGAGCCUGCGUUACCGGCACGCUCUCUCAGUAGCGGCUGCUGAUCUUCCCCCCUCGUUUCUUGAUCGCGCCGCUCAGCCGUCGUCGUAGCGGACCAGCGCACGCGCUGUAAGGUCGCGCCGGGACAGCGCUUUCGCGUGGCUGCUUUUUGCUGUUCCCUGAAGUUGUUUUGGAAAGACCCGCCUGGCAGAAGGCUGCAGGGACCCAUUCGUAGUCCUUCCAUUCAAACUGCAAACUAACUAUCCGUUCUUCUUUUCAGUUUGUAUAUGAUGUGACUUCCAUGUAUAUAUAAAAAAAUGACUGCGUCCUAACCAAACUUCCUCCAAUUGUGCACUGUGUUUGUUUAAACAAUUCAUGUAUUGUAGUCUGAUGCAGUUUUUUUUUUUUUUUAAUUUAAAACACUACAUAUUUUCUUUUAUCCUUAACCAAUUUUGAAAGGGUAGUAAUCUGAAAACCACAAUCACUGGAUAGCUAAGAAAUAUUUGUGUUUUUGUUUUACUCUUUUUGUCUGUUUGUUGUAUUUUUUUUUUAUUAUUAUUAUUUUAUUUUUUUUAAGAGAGCAAAAGGUGCCUGGACAGUUUUGCUCUUCUCAGCAGGAAAGAAAAACGUUUGCCAUUGUACGGCUGAGAACCAGUGCACUUGGGGCCUGAUGCAAAAUCUUUCCGCCGCCUGCAGCGUGCACUGGCUCGAGCCCUUCGUGGCGGAGCAGCUCCCGCGUGGCUGGAGUUUUGAACUUGGAAUAUUCGGUAGUGAUGACGAAUCACCGCUUAGAACGUAAAUGUUUAAAACGUGCGACUCUAGUUACAAAAUUUGAUUCUUGACACUCAUUAUUUAGUUCUCAUUUUCCAUCUAGUAUUUAAUGGUCUUUGGAGAAAAAAAAAUAAUAAUAAAACAGAGUGUUAUAUAUAUAUAUAUAAAUAUAUAUAUUUUUGGUGCAAGAUGAGACCUUCUGUUUUUUGAAACAAGUCUGUAGCAUAAAGGUUAAACUAUUU
Molecule: messenger RNA, 4264 nt
Organism: Rhea pennata
Lineage: Eukaryota; Metazoa; Chordata; Aves; Rheiformes; Rheidae
Gene: ARK2N
Product: arkadia (RNF111) N-terminal like PKA signaling regulator 2N
Exons: 5
Coding region: 230-1453 (407 amino acids)
Biological process (GO): ubiquitin-dependent protein catabolic process
Molecular function (GO): ubiquitin protein ligase activity
Source: RefSeq, a predicted model, not a curated record